Orbicella faveolata is the source of this 4089-nucleotide messenger RNA. RefSeq lists its product as uncharacterized. NCBI's taxonomy places the organism in Eukaryota, Metazoa, Cnidaria, Anthozoa, Scleractinia, Merulinidae. The record is from RefSeq and is a predicted model, not a curated record.
UAUGCAAAAUUUGGGGGGCAAACAGAGUGAGUUAUGGGCAAUUGGAAAAUAGAGAAUUACGUGCGGAAUGGCGUGACACAGCGGGUCUAAUGAAUUGUGCAAUAUUUCCGAGAAUCUGACAAUUGAAUGUUGAUAAAGUUGAUGCGUUAAUGUGAGAGACCACGAUGGGAAUCCGAAUGCUCGCUUUUAUCUUACGAUUUGCUGGUCUCAUUUCUUUGAUUUAUCACCGAUCGGCAGCGUCAGAAAGGAUGACAAGUAUUUUCGUUUCACCAAACGGAAGUGACUCGCCACAUUGCGGCAAUUCGAGUCAGCCCUGUCAGUCGUUAGAUUUCGCCAUCUCACUAGCACGCCAAAAGGGGGCAAACUCGACAACAAUAUCAGCAGCAAAUGGCAAUUACACGCUGGCAAAGAGCUACAGUUUUACGAAUUUGUUGAACUUUGGCCUGGUAGGACAGAGUUUCGAUCCUGACCUUGUGGAAAUAACGUGCGAGGCAAAUGUAAGUCUUUCAUUUAUACUGAGCGACAGUAUAUUCUUCGAGGGAAUCAAGUUGCAGAAGUGUGGCGGAUGGCAUCGAAGCUCAGUUGGUGCGAAGAAACCUUAUCGUGGCCUGGAUGGAGUCAAUUUUAAAGCUGCCUUAGACUUUCGUUACUGCAGGAAUAUACGACUCUCUAACGUCGAGAUCUCAUCCUCCCCGGGGCUUGGUUUUAAUUGUUAUGAUUGUGGCGGCUUUGUCAAUUUUACACACAGCAUAUUCGCUGACAAUGUAGCCCACCGUAGUAACACAACAUCCAUGAAUGAAAGUCCAGAUGUAGAUGGCUCCAUAGACUAUGUCUAUUCAGGAGGAGGUGUUUAUUUGGGGCUAGAUCCUUAUGGACAUAACACUGUCAAUGUAACUCCGAGCACGCACAACUCGUUUCAGCAUAACAACUCUUACAUUUUCCGGAAUUGCCGUUUUCUCAGAAACGAAGCCGUAUGGUUGAACGGAAGCGGUGAGCGUGACUUCGUCGACACGCCAGAACUUCCGUUCAGUCGUGGCGGCGGUUUGGCAAUAUUCCUUCGAUCAAAUGCAAGUGGAUGCACCAUUGAUAUAGAAUCUUGUGUUUUCACCAGUAAUCGCGCACAUUGGGGAGGAGGCCUGACACUAGAGUUGAAAGAAAGAACCAGAAACAAUAUCUUCACGAUGGAAGACACAUGGUUUGAAAAUAAUGAGGGAGACCUAGCGGGUGGAGGGGCUCGACUAGGCAAUCUUAUUGAAGGCGACGGACGUCAUCUGAAUACCUUUACCGUAAACAACUGCUCGUUCGUUAACAACACGGCCAUUUGGGGAGGUGGAAUGUCAGUUUUUGGGACGACCAUCCCCGGCAUAACCGACCAGACAGAUGUAACGCAGUUCUAUUUCACCCGAUGCCACUGGUUUUACAACGUUGCAACAGUGGGGGCCGCCAUGGGAGUUUUCCUAUCCAAUCAAAACGAAGAUCAAAUCGGACCCGAAGUGCCAUACCAUGUCAGCUUCAACGGUUCGUUGUUUCUAAGAAAUCAAGUUAUCCGAAUGAAGGAACUCGUCACAAUCGGAGAAGGCGCACUUUACAGCGUCGAAGUGCCUUUGAUAUUUCGGGGAAACGUGACCUUCAUCAACAACACUAAGUCUGCCUUAGCCUUAGAUGGCUCUACAAUGGAAAUACAUGGUAACGUGUACUUCUUCAACAACAGCGGAUUCAGAGGAGGUGCCCUAGCCAUGUAUGGACGUUCAAGAAUUAUUUUUCACAAAGAUUCCUACCUUCUUUUUCAAGGGAACGAGUGUGAGGACAAAGGGGGAGCUUUGUAUAUCUACGCCCCUGGACCGCCUCUGGUUGGUUUCAAUGCGACUGGCACAAACACUCACAUCUGUUUCUUUGGAUACUCGGAUUCGUCCGUGGAUUAUGAUGAAUGGGAAACAAAGGUUGUCUUUCAAGGCAACAAAGCGCCGUAUUUUGCGGCAGGAAAUUCGGUUUACGCCACGACAUUGAAGAACUGUCGACAAGCUGGUGAAGCCCGUCAAAACAACUCCGUGUUGCGAUGGAAAUUCGUUGAAUUCAAAGAUGCAGAUGGAAAAAGAACGUCCCUGACAAAGGAAGUGAGUACUGACCCAGUGGACAUACACUAUGACAGAAGCGAUUGGGAUGUUGCUCCAAGCGAGGUUUUUAAUGCCUCUGUCUCAUUACUUGACGAGAUCGGCAAUUCCGUUGUUGGUAUUCUCAUGGUUAAAGUUAAUCCACUGCAUAGACCUUCCUCAGUCGAACUAAGCACUUCUUCGCCCUUGUUUGUUGCGAACGGAAGCAUUUCGAAUCUAAAAUUGGUGGGAAACAUCAGCGAAAAGUUCUCGGUGGAGCUGAAUUAUAUGGGAAGACAGGUAUUAACUGAAACGAUAACUGACCUUUCCUUAAAAGACUGUUAUCCUGGAUUUACGUUGAGGAAUAGAAUGUGUGUUUGUAUGGAUUCUACAGACAAUGGUGUCGCGAGGUGCCUACCUGAUGGAAAGACAUUUUACCUUAAACAUGGCUACUGGGCAGGAUCAGUCAAUGGCAAAUUUGUUACUCAUAUUUGCCCGACGGGGUACUGUAAUCUCUCGAGCCAGUACGAAACUGAACAUGAGUACAUUUCCACCAGCAUUUGCAAUGAGAACAGAGAUCAGAAGAGCGUGCUUUGCGGAGAUUGUAAGCCGAAUUACAGCGUUUUGUUUGGAGGAGAACGUUGCUCGAAUAAAUGUUCUAACUGGUACCUGUUCCUGCUGCUCUUGUAUGGCCUGAUACUGCUGGUUGUUGUCAUGGGGAUCAUGCUCAUUGAUCUCGAUUUCUUCACUGGAUACUUGAAUGCCUGGUUGUAUUCUUACCAAGUCAUGAAGGUAAUAACACCCGCAGGCUUUAACUUCGAUCCUUUCAUCGAGUUUGUCAUCGGUCUCGCUAACUUUCAAUUCAAGACAGGCUCAGGUGGAGUUUGCUUUGCUGCUGGUUUGGACGAUGCCGAUAAGUUGGCAAUAAUGUACGCCCUACCAACGUAUGUUUUGGUGUUGGUCAUUUUGCUAGCCAAAGCCGUAGGCAAACAUCCCAACUGGUGGUUCAGCAAACGAGUCAAAGCCGCCCCAUUUCGCGCCUUCUGUACCAUUUUUGUCCUUUGCUACACUGAUAUUACCCGAAUCUCUUUGCGUAUACUGCAUCCCGCCGAAGUCGGAUCCAAGAUUGUGGUGUACGCAAACGGUAACAUUGAUUUCUUCAGCGGAAAGCAUAUUGCGUACGGAUUAUUGGCAAUCCUGUACAUUUUGAUCGUGGUUGUCCCAUUUCCAUUGGUUCUUUUGUUUCGCCCUUCCCUCACCCGUGGCCUGUUCCCGGUGUUGAAUCUCAAUCGAUGGAAGCCGAUAUUUGAUGCUCUUCAGAACUGCUUCAAGGACAGGUUUCGAUGGUGUGCAGCUUUCUACUUCCUCUGCCGAUUCGUUCUCCUGGCUAUUUCCACCUUCGUGCCUGCGAGUGCCAUAAAGAGAGCCGUGCUGGAGAGUGCCUGUGUCGUGAUCCUCCUGACGUUUGCAUUCUUGAGGCCCUACAAGGAAGCUGCUGAUGUGAAAGAAGACGAGGAAAGUUACGAAUGGAUCAACAAGUCAGAUGUCGCCCUUCUUGCAACGCUUUCGUUGAUUGCCAUAUUCAGUUCACCAAUCAACGGGAGCUUGUCGUCUAACACCAGGUUAGGUUUGAAAGUCUUCGUUUGUGUGCUGGCUUAUAUUCCCUUAAUGAUGUUUGGAAUGGUAGCCGUUAGAAUCGUCAGACAAUGCCUCGAGGCCAGGAAAUUAAAGGAAUUAAACGAGCCUGAACUUUCUGUGACCGACUUGUCCGACAUCACUGAUGAGGCGGCUGCAGAGUAUAGCCAGCACGCAUGACUUUACCAAAGUGUAACGCUUAGUUAGGCCCCGUUCACACUACGCCGGAAGAAUUUGAAAACGAUGUUUCACUCUGAAAACGCAGCAAAUGUUUUCCCUUCACACUACACCGGAAGAUUUUAAAAACGCAGCAAAUAUCGUUCAUUUGCGAUUUGUGUUUGAGGAAAACUCGGUCAGGGAAAUC